AUGAAACUAUUAGGCUCAUUAGAAUUCUCCGAUAUGAAUUUGGGUCCACCCAAUAAAGAUACUUCAAUCCUCUGUCCAUCAUCUCGAUUCACGGGCAGCCAAAAAUCCAAAGGCAAGUCUUAUAACGUCGAUGUUAUUUUUCAUCAUGUCGACUUAGAACGUUCAUAUAUAUGUGGAUACUUGGGAAUAACGGGCUUAAUUGAUGAAUAUCCGAAACUAUCGACAUUCUUCGAUGCAGAAAUUAUCUCAAAACGUUACCCAUUCUUGACACGAAAAUGGGAAGCUGAUGAAGAAGUCGACCGUCAACAUUGGAGUAAAUUCGACGCAUUCUUACCCUAUGUGGACACAUUUAACAAUGAUUCGUUUGAUUAUGAUCAAUUACAACGUGGAGUUAAUUCCGAUUUUGUUUUCAUGAGAUGGAAAGAACAUUUUCUUGUUCCUGAUCAUACUGUCCGAAAUAUAACUGGUGCAUCAUUCGCUGGCUUUUACUAUAUUUGUUUACAAUUAAGUACAGGGAAACUACAGGGUUACUAUUAUCAUAAUUCAUCUGAAUGGUUUCAAAGUUUAACUUUGGAACAUGUUCCACAAAAAACAUCGAGCGUGUUUCAAUUUCGAUAA
Molecule: messenger RNA, 618 nt
Organism: Adineta ricciae
Lineage: Eukaryota; Metazoa; Rotifera; Eurotatoria; Adinetida; Adinetidae
Source: the annotation of a GenBank genome assembly